UUUGGUCGUUGCGUGAACAUGCCUUCUUACCAUUACAGCAAUUUACAACUUCUCAUUUCUCUCUCUUCUUCAACAUUUAGCUCUUUGUUAUUUACUCAGUAGAACUGUGAGGUAGAUUCUCCUAGCACAGUUGCCUCUCUCUCUCACUCUCUCUGUUUUUAAUGGUGGGUGGGUGGUUGGGUGUGUAAAUUACUGAUAUAGUAUAUAUAUAAAUAAAUUGGUGUAAAGGGAUUGGUGGAGCUUAUUGUCGGCGGCAGCUCCCUUUCUGUUGGCAUUAUCUCUGUCUCUUAUUCUCCAUUCAAUCUUCAUUCAUACAAUACAUGAAUUACUCUUUCCUUCCUUGAUGAAUAUGAAUGUGAAUGUGAAUACGAUGAUGGAUCACUAGUUUCUCCUUGUAUAUAUGCGCCGAUCUGCAAUUCAAUUCCAAUCCAAUCAGUCUGAAUUGCAGGUUCCAUGUAUGAUAGUACUACUCUGCUUGUAUUGGAACCCUAGCUCAACUGGAUCCCGGACCAAAUGUCAAAGACUCUUGCAGCAAUUCUAGGAGGUGCUGCAGGAGCCGUGGCAUUGGUGGGGAUACUCGUGUUAACUCUUUUGUAUUGCAUUUGCCGGCCUAGGAACGCUUCGAGAACAUCCGACACUGCUUCUUCUGAUCCUUCUGUUCAAGUUGGCAGAGCUGUUGGAAUCGAGUUUUCUCUGCGAGAUGCUAGGAGGUUUGGGAUGGACGAAUUGUCAGCUGCAACAAAGGAUUUUAGUGACAAGAGUUUGAUAGGACAAGGGAAAUUCGGGGAAGUGUACAAAGGCUUGCUUCAUGAUGGGAUACUUGUAGCCAUCAAAAAACGAUCUGCUCCUCCUACCCAUGAAUUCAUUGAGGAGGUCCGAUAUCUUUCAUCUAUUCAACAUCGAAAUCUGGUCACACUUUUAGGUUACUGCCAGGAAAAUGAUGUACAGAUUCUCGUCUACGAGUACAUACCCAAUGGCAGUGUGUCUAUUCACUUGUAUGGUGCUGGUCAGGUUUCACAGGAAAAGCUUGAAUUCAAGCACAGGCUUCAAAUAGCUCUCGGGGCAGCUAAAGGUUUGGCUCACCUCCACUCUCUAAGUCCUAGGUUGAUACACAAGGAUUUCAAAACAGCAAAUGUUCUUGUGGACGAGAAUUUCAUAGCAAAAGUAGCGGAUGCUGGUUUACGUAAUUUUCUCGGAAGAUUCGAUCAUGCAGGCACAUCUUCUCAAGUGGCAGCUGAUGAAGUUUUUCUUGCCCCAGAGGCCAAUGAAUUCAGACGAUUUUCAGACAAAAGCGACGUUUAUAGUUUUGGGGUGUUCCUUUUGGAGUUAGUAAGCGGGCAGGAAGCAAAAGAAUUGUUGCCUUCUGAUGUCAAUCAUAAUUUGUUUGAAUGGUUGCAGAAUCUCCAGGAAGGUGGCAGCAUAUCUACCAUAAUUGAUCAGAGAUUAGGCAAUAGCUUUACAACAGAAGGCAUGGAUGAGUUCAUGCAGUUGAUUACGCAGUGUGUGAAUCCAUCGAGCGAGAGGCGUCCUCUUAUGAGCUACGUGGUGACUGAACUUGAUCGGAUUCUUGAGAAAGAAAUGAGCUUGACGACAAUCAUGGGGGAAGGAACCCCGGUCGUGACGUUGGGAAGCCAGCUUUUUAUGGCUUCAAAAUAAGGAUGUGUUUGUUGUAGCAUUUUGAGUGUGUUUCGAGAUGAAUAUACUUGACCGGAAACACAAGAGUAAAGAAUAUAUCCAGCUGUUUGAUAAUUGUAUAAAGAACAGUUGGGUGAUUUUUUUAUUUUUUAUUUCAUGUGUGUCAAUUAUUAAUCAAUCUUCUUCUUGUAAACAAAACUUCUAUAUAAUGUUAAUAUAAUAGUGAAGUUGAGUUGGA
Molecule: messenger RNA, 1873 nt
Organism: Salvia splendens (bonfire salvia)
Lineage: Eukaryota; Viridiplantae; Streptophyta; Magnoliopsida; Lamiales; Lamiaceae
Product: probable receptor-like protein kinase At1g30570
Exons: 8
Coding region: 514-1656 (380 amino acids)
Biological process (GO): protein phosphorylation
Molecular function (GO): protein kinase activity; ATP binding
Source: RefSeq, a predicted model, not a curated record